This is a messenger RNA of Bicyclus anynana (squinting bush brown), 1003 nucleotides long. RefSeq names its product pyrroline-5-carboxylate reductase 3 (gene P5cr). Gene Ontology annotation, molecular function: pyrroline-5-carboxylate reductase activity; 2 iron, 2 sulfur cluster binding. Bases 110 to 934 code for a protein of 274 amino acids. The record is from RefSeq and is a predicted model, not a curated record. The transcript has 5 exons. NCBI's taxonomy places the organism in Eukaryota, Metazoa, Arthropoda, Insecta, Lepidoptera, Nymphalidae. Gene Ontology annotation, biological process: L-proline biosynthetic process.
UGUCUCUAGUCUUUGGUUAUAAUUUUUUUAGGUUAUAUUUGUGAUAAUAAUUUAAAUCAUUAAUCAUUAAUUAUUAAAUAAAACUGGAUAUAACUCCAUUUUAAUUAAAAUGACAUUUAAUGUAGGAUUUAUUGGAGGUGGAAAUAUGUCCACAGCUAUUGCCAAAGGAAUAUUAAAAAAUGAUAACCAUCCAGUGUCAAAAAUAUGGGUAUCAGGACCUAGAUUGCAUAGCCUCCAACAGUGGAAAGAAUGGGGUGCCAAUGUUACAACUAAGAACAGUGAACUGAUUUUACAAUGUGAGGUUGUCUUCAUUGGUGUAAAACCUGGUGUUUUAAAUGAAGUUAUUACAGAGUGUCUAUCAACUAUUAAGCCUAUUACAAAAAAUGUAUUAUUUAUAUCAAUGUUAGCUGGUACUACAAUUGAACAACUGCAUAAGGCUCUGGAACAGUUACCAUUGCAAAUACAAGUGAUGAGAAUAUUCCCCAACACACCAAUGGCAGUUGGGGCUGGAUCCUGUUUGUACUCCGGAGACAGUAGCGUAACACAGGAAGAGUGUACACUGUUGGAAAAAUUAUUACGAGGCUGUGGAGUGUUGGAGCAUGUGCCAGAGAAACUCAUGAACACCUUGGGUGUACUCACAGGAUGUGGCCCAGCUUUUAUGUACAUGGUAAUAGAGGCGCUAGCAGACGGCGCAGUAAAGCAAGGCGUGCCGCGUGCGAUGGCGCUGAGACACGCUGCGCAGAUGGUGGCGGGCAGCGGACAGAUGGUGCUGCAGAGCGGCAAGCAUCCCGGCGUGUUGAAGGACGAGGUCUGCUCUCCCGGGGGCUGCACUAUUUGUGGCGUCACUGCUCUUGAGAAUGGGAAACUGAGAGCCACAAUGAUCAAUGCUAUCGAAGCGGCUGCAUCAAAAACAAAAGAUAUGGAAAAGAAGUAAAUCUACACAUUCAGCACAUUUAAUUUUAUUAUUUUAUUUUAUUCUUUUUUUUUUACUUUCAAAAGUCAA